UUUGAUAAGAAGAGAGAUUUGGAGACAUUUCAAGAUGGCAAUCAAAUUGCAGGAGUGGAUGACACGGAACAAGGUUACUUAGAGGAAGCCUUUGAUCAGGACUAUGAACCUGAAGAUGAAGAUGAACGUGAUUUUAACCUACAUGGACAAUUCGAUGAUAUUGAUGACUCCAAAAGAAAUGAGCUCUUGGCAGAUGCAGACAAUGAUGUUGUAUAUAUAACUGAAUGA
Molecule: messenger RNA, 228 nt
Organism: Cylindrotheca closterium
Lineage: Eukaryota; Bacillariophyta; Bacillariophyceae; Bacillariales; Bacillariaceae
Source: the annotation of a GenBank genome assembly